Exophiala bonariae is the source of this 4284-nucleotide messenger RNA. RefSeq lists its product as uncharacterized. Lineage: Eukaryota; Fungi; Ascomycota; Eurotiomycetes; Chaetothyriales; Herpotrichiellaceae. The coding region runs from base 1 to 4284 and encodes 1427 amino acids. The transcript is spliced from 2 exons. The record is from RefSeq and is a predicted model, not a curated record.
AUGGGCAGCAAAACCCAGACGACAGCCGAAGGGCUAUCAAAACCACAUCACCCCGAAAAUGAAGUAAACCAGGUCAUCGCACCACACCCAAAUACGAGGUUAAGUCCAGAAGGAUCCUCUGCGGACGAUGAGGCGCCAUCUAAAGAAAGCACGAAGAUUAAUCAAUCACCACCGCAAUGGUUACCGAGGUCGCUGAAAUGGCAAUAUCUAUGUGUGGUCCUUGCCACAACUUUUGUGAUUUUGGCUGUUGUGAUUGCACUCCAUGCCACGUCCCAGGCACAGUCUGGACUUGCCGAUGACGAUGGGAGCAGUGGAACCUAUUUUAUUUCCCGGUUUGUGCCAACUCUGGUUGCUGUUGCCUAUGUCUUCUCGACAACUGUAAUCCUUGACGAUGUCAAAAGAUCCGAGCCAUUUGCGCGCUUAUCAUCUCAAGCUGGAGCGCCUGUGAUCAACACAUUGUUUUGGGUUCCCGGAGCUUGGUGGGCUACGCUUUAUGAUAGUCUUCCAAGCACAAAACGAAAGCAGGCUUUUAGCUUUGCCAUGUUCUGUUCAUCUUCGGUGCUCAUACUUGGAUUUUUGAUACUAUCACCAUUUUCCUCUACUCUCCUAGUGACCCAAGAUGUCGUCUUCUCCCAGGAUACUACGUUCGGUCAAUUGUCGUUAUCUUCGAGUUUGCCGAUUCGGGCAACUGCCUCAUCCACGACUUAUUUCCGGACAAUUGGAAACGUCCUCCAGAAUGUCACAACAUCUGCCUGGAUUACCGAAAACUACGCAAUCCUUCCGUUCUGGCCAGCUGACGUCAAAGAGGGGCCCAUGGGCGCAUUCGUUGGCACGGGGAGUGAGGUCUGGAGUGCUGAGACGCUAGUGAUCAACACAGAGCUGGAGUGUGAGGCUUUGGAUCUCGCUGAGGUUUCCCUAAAUCGUAAUCCUGAAAUUACGAUGGAUGCUGCUCCAUUCAUCAGCUUUGAGAGUUCAUCUGGGUGCAGGCUGUCAAUGACUGUUGACAAUUCCACCUCUUAUGUACCCUUUGCUUCAUGGACUGCCCCAUCAGAUUUCGCAUCAGAUGAUGCAUGGGCUUCUAACACUUCUGGUUGCGUGGGAGAUGAUGUCAUGCUGUAUGCAACUGCGCUGUUCGUCGAUAACGACAAUAUUCCUGCACCUGAUCCAAAUGCGCACGCCAAAGGAUCCCUUUGCUCAGCUCAUUACUACCUUGCAAACACUACUGUCACGGUAUCGGUCGGUUCAGGCGAAUCUGUGGUGUCAAUUGAUGAGGAAGCCUACAAGAGAACACGUCAGCCAGUUCCCAGCAAUUUCCUAGACGUGCCGGGUUUGCAGACACUGUUUCUCAACACGACAUCGUGGCCUCAACGAUUAUUCUCUGGAUAUUACAUCGAACUACGAGGUCCAGGAGCACUGCUAGCCGCAGGCUAUGAAUACUCGCUGGGAGAUCUGGUGCAAGACCAAAUGUCAUUGUCGAAGGCCACGAGACUCAAGCAACGCUUUUUGGGCGAGGUCUUGCGUGAUACCUUCGAUUCAGCAUUACUUUUGGAUGACCCUAGAAUUCAGGUAGUUGGAAAAGUGAGAACCAAUCGUCGCCGAGUUGUCGUGGUACCAGUAGCUGCGGUUACAUUGGAGGUUGUUCUGUCCAUCAAUUUGAUACUACUACUUGUCACAUUUGUUGCCUCGCGGCCUUCUAGGCGUCCCCUCCAGCUACAUGCCGAUCCAGCGACGAGCAUCAACAUUGCCAGUCUCGUGUUGCAGGAUCUAAACACCCUACGACCACUCAAUGAUCCAUCUAUCCUCACACCCGCAGGGCUUCUGGCGGAGAUCAAGGACCUCUGGUGCAAAAAUAUCGACAACGUACUCUACAUCUUUGAUUCCGGUCAUCGCAACCCUCAAAACACAACCAAACUUAUUGAAAAGGUCAAGAAGAAGAGCAGUUUACCAUGGGUCCUUCACCUCAUACCUGCUACGUGCUUGUUUUUCAUUCUGUUGGCCAUAUCUGUUGCUAUAGCGGCGCUAUUAGGCUACUCUGAAACAGAUGGUCUGUAUCAAACAGCGUUCGUGUAUCAGAUUGGAUUUGAGUUUGCUGGCAUGCAACUUGACGCUAUCAAUCCUGCAUCCAUUCUCACCACCUUACUCGCCUCAUCCAUUGCAUUGUGGUGGGGCUCUGUCGAUUCGAGCAUCAGAAAACUUCAGCCAUUCUUAGCCCUGGCAAAACUUCCUCUGAAAGGGACGGACGGAGCUGGUCUGUCUUAUGAAUCAUCAUAUAUGCUCUGGGCAGCUGCAAGAGCUCUCAAACGAAAACAGUGGAUUCUUGUCCUAGUCACGUGUGGAGCCUUCCAGGCCGAAAUAUUUACCAUCGCAAUGUCUGCACUUUGGUCAAGGACGCACAGUGUUAGGAGCUUUGUAAUUGAUGUUCCAGUUUCACUAGAGAUUCGACAAGUGCCUUUGCUCAUGGUGGGGCAUUUCAACGACCACGACUUCUAUUCUAGCGCAUACGAAGGCGAAGUUCUGAGAGAAACGUUCAUCAACCAGACCACAUCUUGGAUGUAUGGUGCAAACAUUCAGCUGACUUUGAAUGGGUCAGAGCCCGCCUGGAGCUCAAACGGUUGGAGUUUUGCUCCAGUCGACCUGAGCAGUGUUCCUUCGAGAGUCACACAAAACAUAGGCAAAGACCCAUCGACAGCCGACGAAACAGGCGCACCUCUUCCUUCAGCAACUCUUGCGAUUCUCGACACAGCUGGUGUCCAUGCACGACUGGAGUGUACACCUUAUGACAAUCUUGACGAUAGCAGUAACUGGACAACGAAGCAAAAUCUCACAAAUAGCACGUACUGGAAUACUACUGUCAACCCUAGCUUGGAGACUGCUUACGAGCUGGGCACGAUUGCUUGCUCCACCGAUAAUCCCAAUAUUGGACUUGGAAUGUUCUGUGGGAGCGCAGGAGGCAUCAAUGUCUCCACAACUUUCUACGUUCAACCUCCACAGCUCGCUUGUUGUGAGAAUCGCACUGGAGAUGCAUUCGGACCAGCAUCUGUAGGCUAUUGGUCAGCAAAUCGACCUCCUGGACGCUUAUACCCUGAGGUAUCUGAUGUUUACCCCUUCAACAUCACCAUCAAAUGGCUUCGUGGCACGCCUCAGGAGGGGUUUGUUAUGGCAAAUGCUUCAGCCGAGUCUCGGCGCCUCUUAUGGCACGAACCGCCGCAGAUGACUGCUUUGAAUUGCAGACCUAUUCUUGAGACUGCGAACGCUCACGUCACAGUCGACAUAGCAUCACAUAAGGUGCAUGACUUCACGAUAACUUCUGAAACUAUACCAGUUCCCAAUGCAUGGACCGACAUUUUCUCAUAUCAUAUUGCCGACGAAGAAUACCCUAGUGACAUUAACGGAUAUCCCGUCAAUAUCACCGUCAGCUCUGGGGCCUAUUUCUUAGCUGCCAUGGUCGGCGCCAGCGACACCUCCGCUUUAUCUGCCACCGCACGAUCGGGCUACCCAGACAUCGAAUCACUAGAUGACCAGACCUUCAACAUCCGAGAGCCUGGAUUCAAUCUAGACUACAUGUCUUAUAGUAUGUACUCGCUGGUCGGUUUCGAUCCUACUGCGUUACUCGACAAGGGGAUAUUAGAGAAAAAAGCGCAACAAGUUUUUUCGACUUUCUUCCAGCACUUUGCGAGUACUUCUGUAACAACCACGGGAGGGGGCUGGGCAUUUCAGAAACUCGACGAGCGACUACCCACAGACUUGACAGACGUUGCGGACCGAUCAAUGGUGGAUCCUCCUGCCAAUCCACGAGCAGGUGAAAUGGUCACCGUCGAAGUGCUACAGCCCAUAGAGGUACUACGAAUGUCGAGAGUUGCGGCGGCAAUUGCACUAGCGAUACUUUUGUGGCUGCUAGUAACGACCGUCGCGCUAACCUACAGGAGUCAAAAUUACAAGGCUAGACUGCGGUGGCGUAUUGAGACGAUUGCCGAUGUCAUAAUGAUGGUAUCGGGCAGUGAACGGCUGAUAGAGCUUGUGAAGGAUAAAGGAUCACGAGGGGCUAAGUAUGACUCUGAUGCCAGGGAGAUACUCGGAGAAUUUGUCACGAAGGCAGGAACGAAGAGAUGGGGAGUCGAGCUGGUAGCGAACGAAGCGGAAGAGGCGCAAAGCAGACGGACGUCUGUCACAGGAGCCAUAAUAGGCAGACCAGCCUCAUCUUCGCUCGCUCGGCCAUCAGUCUCGGAGCCUCUGCUUUCAGAACGCGUGCAGGACCAGUCUAUCGCUCAUGGUACGAGAGCAUAG